Messenger RNA from Misgurnus anguillicaudatus (oriental weatherfish), 3852 nucleotides. NCBI's taxonomy places the organism in Eukaryota, Metazoa, Chordata, Actinopteri, Cypriniformes, Cobitidae. The record is from RefSeq and is a predicted model, not a curated record.
CAACGGAUGCCUCACCUGAGAACUCUAGAGGUAUCUGUAACGUGUGUCUCCACGGCCUAAACAAACUUUUCUUAAAUGAUGAUACAGACAUGAUGUAGUUAGAAAAUACAAUUUAAAAGGAACAACAGCACAGCGACAUCCUACAGUAUAAUGACAUACCAGUUUUUCAUACCUAACUAAGGUAAAGGUCAAGGUUUACCACACAAAGGAACAGUAAAGCACACGCUCUGUGGCGAUGGAUAAGUUGCAGCAGAAGGCUGUGGAGCAACCUAAGCAGAAGAAAUCUAAGUCGGCUGAAUUUCUGAUGGCAGAAGGAGAGGAGAAGGUAGAUGUGAUGAAGGGCACAGUCAAUCCUGCAUUUCAGGAGGAAAUUGAGGUAGAGAGCAAGAUGAGCCUUUGCAGGGACGAUAGCACCCUUGCAGCUCAGCAACAGAAAAUGGAGCUGCAGGCCGCUGCUACAAUAAAAGGAAAUGAAGGUGCCCGAAAUUACUUUGACCCCUCGUCGGCGAUGGAGGGUGACCCAAGGCGGUGCAGGAUGGCUGGGGUCGGAGGCAGAGAUGAGCUGGAAUUAAGCGUUAUGAAUGAAGAUGAGAAAAAUCUUUAUGAGAAACUUUCAAAAAUGCUUCAAGAAGAAGACACUUCCACCAUGAUUGAUUUACCAGGUACAGUGAUGUCUGUGCAUGAGGUUGAACCAUCGAGUGGAUUGAAGAAUCGAUCGAGCACAGAACAGCAGGAGAAGAGAACGGCGGUCAUGCCUCACUACAUUGAUCAGCUUAGAAAGAAUGUGCAGAAAGACAUGAUUUCAGUAGGCAGACCUGUGCUGGAACAGAUCAGGCACAUAGAUAAGAAGGAGGCAGUUCUUCAGGAAAAACUCUACAAUGUUUUCCAACGGACAGCAGUAAAUGUUCUGAGUCAGCGACAAACAGAAGUCAUCGACCAAUACGGUGAGAUUAUAGAAGUGUCAGAAAGCACAGAGCCAGCAGGCAUCAGAACUGACCAGCACUGUCAGGUGGAAUGGACCAGGACUCCACAGGCCAUUGAAGUGCGUGUUCUGUGUCUAAGGGCCGUGAGAGACAAGCUGCCCAAAGGUCUGUACUCACUGAAUGUGUCUCUCCAGACUGAGCUGGGUGGCUGCACGCUGCGGUGGUCUCGUUUACAGGAGCAGCAGUGGUCUGGAAGCACAGAACCCGUGAAACACGAGGGCCGAUACUGUGACACAGAGCUCAACAUUAACCAGAGCCUCUACAUGGUUUUACCAGCGUCGUGUGACCUGCUGCCAUCCAACGUGUUAUUAUUCAGACUGUCGCUGCUGCCGAGCGACCACAGUCAUGUGAGUUGUGUGGUGAGUUGGGGUGUGUUUCCUGUAUGUGACUGCUCCCUAAAUGUCCUCAACGGGAAGUUCAAGUCCCCUCUGCUGCGUGGUGGGCCGGACCCAUCUCUCAAACAGUUCAGCGAAAUUGAACAUCUGCUUACCACUGACCUGGACAACUGGAUGUGCAACCUUUACUUUAAGGUAAAGAGACUCCCGCAGGGUUGCACUGGGGUGCCAGAGCGCAGCUUCACCCCGCAGGUCUCUUCUCAACCCCAGCAGAGCUCCAGCCAAGGGCUUCCUCCCCACCAGGACACCUCAGCACCCUCCUCUGCCUCUCUGCCAGGUAAGAAAGCUGGAGCUACGUCAGCCUUAGAGUCCAUGGACCAGACAAAACACCCCAACACUAACAAAACCAAGACUGGAAUUCACAGCAAGAGUGGCAGACAGAAGAAGAUGUUCGGGAGGAACAUUGAGAUGCUCAAAGCCCUCGCUGAAAAUCAGCUGGAUCAAUUUUCUUUCUCCGUGCGAUCUCAGGACGAUGGUCAGCGCUGCCUGGCUCCAGUGUGCUGUGGGACAGCUGAGAAGAUGCGUCUGGUGAGGCGUCUCCUCCCAACAAUGCUCGAUCUGUCCUGGCGUCCUCGAAUGUCCCAGGUCAGCCUGAAUCUUCUGCUGUUUACCGUCAUGUGGUUCCCACGUCUGUACCUGCAUUACUGCGGUCAAUGGCUCUACCUGCAGACCAAACACAUCCCUAUCAACAGGUUUAGGAUGGGUGCACACACGGUGGAUCUGGUCUAUCAGGGCUCGCUGUUAUCUACCCUGGAGGAGGUUCUGCUGGUGCUGUUGGGACCCUUGACCUUGAGCGUAGCUGUGCUGCUGCUGCUCCUGAUCAGAUGGGGCUGUCAGCUAGCGUUUGGCUCAUCGCCUUCCUUCCUGUCAAAGUUUAUCAUGGCUGCGGCAGUGUGGACAGUGCUGGACCCUCUGGCAGUCUUCGCUGUGGACGUCGUCCUGGGGCGUCUUUCCUACAGCGCUGAUGAUCCUUUGGCGGAUGCUGCCAAGCUCUACUGGCAUUUUUAUCGAACAGAGCAGUCGGGCACAGCGGGCAUCGUCAUCACCCUCUUCCUCUACGCCGUCCAUUCCAUCCUGUCAUUCACCAUUCUCUACAUUUACAUCCUCAGAUUUCACAAUGAUGGAAGACUGUUGGAUAUCUACCAUCGCCUCCACAGUGCUGAGGGAGCGUUCUUCAUUCCACACGACAUGGAGGUCUCUAACCAGGAGCUCAGUUACAUUGUAAAGAAGGCAGAACAGUGGAGAGGCUUCAGUGGAGAGAGACGCAAGGUGGCAGUGCAUGAUUACAUCUGGACAGAGGAGGAGCCAGCUGCAGGAUUGACACCGCAUGCACCUGUAACAGGGUGCGAGACCAGCACUCAUCUGUCCAUCUACACCCUUCACCCGAGCGGCCUACGCCAGCAUUACAGGCACUUCCUGCGACAGCCUGAUGGAUCCAUUAUAGAGGUGAUGGAGAACUUUGAUAUCCCAGUGCUUCAGAGGUCAGAGGUGCAUGAAGAACACGAGAAGAUGAAGAGUGCAACACAUCUCAGAGAGAGGAAGAGGAGGAGAGCUGUCUGGCGUUCACACAGGGUUGAGCCUCUUGGAGGAAGUGUCUUUGACUCCAGCACUCCGGUAAAGAGCCCAGCUGAUAACUGUAAAUAACCGCAAAUAAUAGCGUUUAUUCAUCUACACUGUAAAAAAAAAUCUGGAGAAAUUGCAGCUGGGUAGAUUUAAAUUUAUGUUAUUUACUGUUUUACAAACACACAUUUACAAGUCUUUGUCUUUACAGAGUAAAACUAAAAAAACAGCAUCAAGCAAAACAUUCUGGGAAACAAAAUCUGAAGCAAAAAACAGAAAAAGUUUGAUGAUGAUUUCUGGUUCCCAGAAUGCUUUGCAUGAGGCUGUUAUUGUAUAGUUAUUGUAUUGUUAAUGUUUAAAGUUUAUUUAACUUUGAACAAACUCUUGCCAGUAAAUAACAUAAAUGUAAAUCUACGGUAAAUUACUGGCAACCCAGCUGCAAUAACAUUGUAAUUUCUACUGAAUUUUUUUACAGUGAAGUUGUUUUUUUAUCCCACAAACACUCUAUAAUGGAAGACAAAACUGAGUACUUGACUGAAAAAAUACACGAAAAACAAACCAAAGCCUAGUUUAUACUGUAUACAUUUAUCACACUUGAACAUCUGUGGAUUGUUUAAAAUAAAGAAAUUGACGGUAUUACUCUCGCAACCAUGUAUUGCGAAAUUAUGUACCUGUAGUCAUGUAAAUUUGUGAGUCUUUUCCGUGGCACUGACACGCUUUUCCGCCUUUUUGUGUAAACAUGUCACACAUUUCUGUUUACGUGUCACGUAUUUGUUACUCAACUGUUUUGUCCUAUUUUCAAAACAUUGACGCUUCGGUUUAGGGUUAGAUUUGGUGUUUUUCGUUAGGAAGUCACUUUAAGUAUUGGUUUAUACCUUUUUUUUUUACCUUUUCAUGAUUUAUUUUUUAUAUUU